UGUGCCCUGUUGGCAGACCUCUGGUGUGUUUUGGGGGUGCCCUGUGCGGGGUGUGAGCACCCUCCCCAAAUCAAGGGGGGUUGGGCAGGACCUGGGGCGUGGGAGGGUGCCCCUGCCACGGGCAUCCUCUGUGCUUGCCUUGGUCCUGCAGCUGCACCAUGGCCAUAGGGGAGGAGCUGCACAGCGGGCGCUUCUGGCGGGAGGUGUUGGCCGAGGCUGUGGCAACGCUCAUCUUUACUGGGGUGGUCCUGGGAGCCUCAGCUGCCCCCAACCCCCUGGUGCCAGCCCUGGCCGGGGUGGCGGCUGGGACGCUGAGCUGUGCCCUCGGAGCGCCCCAGGCCAACCCAGCACUCACCCUGGCACUGCUCUGCACCCACAAACUGGGUGCCCUGCGUGGGGCUGCUGUGCUGCUGGCACAGUGUGCCGGGGCUGUGCUGGCUGCCACUGCUGCACGCCUGGCACUGCCGGACGACACCGGAAUGGUCAGCAGGGUGAGUGUCCCCGUCCCUGCGCCCAUCCCGGUGCCGGCGGGUGCUGAGGCUCUGCUGUGCCCACAGGUGAGUGCAGCAGGGACAGCGGGGCAGGCAUUGUGCUGGGAGAUCUUUGCCACCUUCCAGCUGGCGCUCACCACCUUUGCCUCCACCAACCAUGAGGCUGUCCCCACCGGGCUGGCCCUGGGCUGUGCUGUCGUUGCUGGAGCUCUGGCUGCGGGGCCGUUCUCGGGGGGCAGCAUGAACCCGGCCCGCUCACUGGGGCCUGCCAUCGCCACCGGCAUCUGGGACAACCACUGGGUGUACUGGGUGGGACCGGUGCUGGGUGCCGUGCUGGCUGGGCUCUGCUACGAGUUCAUCUUCGGCCCUGGUGCCUCCCGGGAGAAGCUGUGCGCCUGCCUCACCUGCCGGGACGUGGCACUGGUGGAGACCACCACCCCUCCCCCCUCCUCACCUUCCACUGCCCCCCUCAGUGCUGCUCGUACCCCUCUGGCCUCCCAGGGCCAGGGCAUGGCCUGAUGGGAGAGACGCGGGGGCUCUGCACUCUUGCCUCUUUCUCCCCCCCCUCAAACUAUCCUCUUCCCCAUGGGGA
Messenger RNA from Meleagris gallopavo (turkey), 1083 nucleotides. RefSeq names its product aquaporin-4-like. The record is from RefSeq and is a predicted model, not a curated record. Gene Ontology annotation, biological process: water transport; transmembrane transport. Gene Ontology annotation, cellular component: plasma membrane. Lineage: Eukaryota; Metazoa; Chordata; Aves; Galliformes; Phasianidae. Gene Ontology annotation, molecular function: water channel activity.